Microbotryum saponariae is the source of this 4294-nucleotide messenger RNA. NCBI's taxonomy places the organism in Eukaryota, Fungi, Basidiomycota, Microbotryomycetes, Microbotryales, Microbotryaceae. The record is from the annotation of a GenBank genome assembly.
AUGCACUUGACUCGGCGUCGCCAUGCCGCCGAAGAGAAGAUACCGCUCUGUGUUCAACGUUCGCCUGCCAAAGUCCAAACCGUCGGACCACCCCGACCACCCCGACUUUGACCAGCAGGAUGCCUUUCUGCCUAUCAACUACUCGACCCCCUACAGAACCUUCGUCGACAAAGGUGGUCGUAAAAGGAAAAAGAAAGAGCCACCCAAUGCGAGCUCGUCAACAGCACCCACGCCCACGCCCACGUCCAGCUCCGCGUCGUCCACAUUGCCCCCCCCCACAACACGAACUCAUCCCAGGCGCUUCGGCCUCACAUUACGCUCGUGGAAGCGACAUCACGCAACAAGAUCUGGACGACUUUGGGCAGGAAGGAGUGUGGGUGGAUGAGGAGGACUUAGGUGGGAUGGACCUUGCGUCGGAAAACGCGCUGGAAUCGACUGUUUACACCCGUGUCGACAACUCCGACUCACCCCCACGCCCCACCUACCGACAACUCUACGUCACUCCGCCCAACACUGCCAGACGAGAAGGCUAUCUCAAGUAUAUCACGCUUGACGCUGAGCUUCGGAAAUCGCUCCGUGCCAAGCUGUUUGGGCGCUUCCUCGAGUUUCGCCGCGACAGCACGCUCCAUCUACGACCGCUCGUAUCGGAAGACGAUCUCGAUGACCACGAUGCUCCGCCGCCAUGUGCGUGCAAUUGCAUACUCACCCGCGAGAUCAUCUUGUACGAUGUGACGGCAUGUACGUGAUAAGGCAGCUCAGCUUCACUGUCCCCGGGUUCAGUCACGAACCGAGCACUGGCCCAACUAGGGUUCAUCUCUUCGACCGCUUCAAUGCCGAUGACCGCCUUCUCAUUUCGACUGGUCGAGCAGGCCCACGCGAGCUGGAAGGUCAGCCCCCGCGCUCUCACCGGCUAUGCGGACGGCCUCAAAGAGUAUUACUCCGGUUGUGGGUGGGGUCGAGGUCACUACACGGGACAUCCUUGGGUGAGUUUAGACGGCGCCAUCAUUUUAGGGGCACAUGCUUAAAGCCUGCCUUCCGCGCAUGCAGGACAAAGACCUUCGGAAGCAACUGCAAAGGGCGAUCGACGAGUACCGCGCUCUCGUAACAUGCGAGAAGGACAGCGGCGACCUUCUCGUAGGCACCGUCGAUUCGUAUCCCAACAAGUGUCCCGCGUACUUCGGGCCAACGCGACUUAAUCAACCUUGUCACCACGUCACAUUGGAUUGCGUGCUUGCAUACGACGGCAACUUUCAGCAAACGCGUGAGAAAAACUCGAAGCACGACGUCCAAGGAAUCGUUCCGGACAUUUUCUUGGCUGAGGAAGAGGUUCAGGCGAUGAAGGCCGAGGUUGAAGCUUCGGUGCGGCCGACCAAAAAGGUGAGUAAUGCUGCUCUUUGCAUUUGCCUUAAUGGGAUCGCUUACCUCUACACCCACCCACCGUCAUAGGCGUGCACAGAGUCGUGGAAGGUUGCCGACGACGGAGCUGGUUCAACCUCGUCACGAGUAGUCGACACCGGACUCGUUGCCUGCGUAUGCCGUCAUGACGUGAACCUGAAGAUGGUCAAUCUUGAGAGGUCUGGUGAAAAGUGAGCGCAGAGCUGUCUGGUUGGGACGUAGUCGCUUCCGCUUUCCUCUCCCAGUACUAAUGCGCAUAUUCCCCUCCGACCGCUCAGAUUAUACUAUGCGCUUGCCAUCCUCAAGCACAUUUCAGAGCGCCUUCCUGAAAACGCCAAAAUCGGAGUCUUAUACGACAUUGCUUGUAACUUCAAGCACCACAUUGAAAAGGUUCGCAUCGAUCACGACAGGUCCCUUCCUCCUCAGUUUCGUUGGCACUGACCAAAUGCGCCUACUUUAUCAUUUGUCACCAGAGGCAGCUCCUGCCAAAGCUUUUCAAGCGACUGGAGUUCGCCACGAGCGUCUUCCAUGCAUACGCCCAUAUCUGGUCCUGCCAAGUCGAGUUCAACCCCCGCCUCAUUCCGAACUUCGGGUUGACUGAUGGAGAGGGCUGUGAGCGAUUGUGGAGCGGGCUACGGUCGCUCAUUCCCAUCAACCGCCCCUCGAACAAGUCCCAUCGCUUCGUCAACCUGGCGGUCCGUAUCCAAGCACUGAAUGACGCGACCGUCAACAAGCUGGGUAAGCCGCACCUGGAUCGCAAUCAUCUCAAUCACAAUGCUGACACUCGAUAUGUUUUAUUUAGGGGCCUGGUUCUAUCGUCGCUACCAUGAGGCAAACGACAAGGGUGUCGCUGCUGAGGAAGAGCUUAAUAGCAUCAUUGCCUACGAUUCGAGGUUGACCGAAGAUGCGCUCCGCCGCGAGUGGGAAGAACAGCGACUAGCGCAAGUGCCAAAGACAGCUGCGCAGCAAUCGGAGGCGGAUCGCUUGAGGGAGAGCGACCUCUACGGACUUGUGGAGAGCCUCUACAAGAUUGAGUCGCGAAUGUACGUAGAUCAUCUGGCCAGGCCGUCGCUCACUGUCUAUGAUUCUAACUUGCUGGGCUUUUGAAAAGGGAUACCGAAGAGCCCGAUUCAGACGUCUUGGAAUCGCUAAGCGCCAAACGCCGCAGCCUCGGGAUGGACAUCGAUCGAGCGGCAAUGGCACAGGCUCGUUAUGUCACGGGCCUCUCGUCCAAAGGUCAGUUGAGGUGUGUUGCUCACAUGAUUUCUGUAGCUUGCACUGAUAGCUUAGGUGCUGUGCAGAACUUCGACAUCUGUGCCAGUGCUCUGUUGCCCAAAUUUCAUCUCGAAGUGAUUGCCUACAAAACCAGUCGGGAGAAGCUACUUUCGACGGGUCGUGGCAAGGGAGGUGCAAAGCUAGGUCAACGAGCAGCCAGCAGAGCUCGUGCUACAGACGGGAAGAUUCAUUCAGGCGCGGAAAAGGCUCGCAAGACGUACAACAAGGCCGUUGAGGCCUUCCGUCUCGCGAUGGGAUCAACACCUUCGAGCCUACUCAACAAUCUCCAUAUUUCCGACAGCUUGAAAUCGGCGAUCGACCUCGAUGAGACGGAUCCGUUCUGGCAGGACGGCUUUUUCACGCAUGUUGAAGCUGCUUGGGCUGUCAAUCCUUGGGUCAAGCGAGGAGUAACAGCUGUGCGCGCCAAGGAUCGAGUCGGUGAGGAGAAAGCGCGGAUCGGCGCCGAGGUGCGGCAAGCUUUGGCUUGGCUCGAAGAUGAAAAAACUCGUCUCACUAGUUAUCAAACACUUUGGACUAACGUGUCGGGUAAGUUUUCGAUACGGCGUGCUCCAUAUCACCUCUUAUGUCGCCCUAACAUCUUUCAAACCGUCCCAACAGAUACCCUUCCUGAAUCCAUCGACCCAGCUGAUGCCAAGUCCAUAUUCAGCACUGAAGAUGUUGAAGAGAUCCGAGGCCGCGCGCUCAUCAUACUGGAUCGCCGGAUGGAGCUUCUGCAGCUGCGCGAAUGUUCUUGGUCCCAGAACGACCAUUUCUUUGAUGUUUGGCUCGAGACUCGCGGGCAGUCAGAGGGCCAGUCCGAGCCCAUGCCUCCUGCACUGUCAGAACUUCGUGGUUUACAUCAACGAUUGAACGCAACGGGAAGAACUGUCAAGAAGGCGAAACAUCACCAGCGACCUGUACAUAAUCGAUCGGGAACACGCGGUCCUAUGGAGACAUCUGGCUCGACGACUCGGCGCGGCCUCCAUCGCUGGCCCGUGACGUUCAGCAAGUGCGGGCCAUUGAGGCGCAGAUGGAUAUGAGCGACGGGGCUGAAGUCGCAAAGGAGGUGGGGCCUCUCUCCGCACAACUCCUCGAGAAGGACGGUGAGAUGGGCAGCUCUUCGGAUGAAAGCUACGGCGAUGACUUUGCUGGUCAGGAAGACGAAUACUUCUCGGACGUUUAGACCAGCUUCUGAUUUAGAUUGAAUUAGUGGAGCAAGCUUAAUGUUGAAACAAUGCACAUGGUGUUUGCAAACUAAAGUCGUCUCAAUUGCUGUGGGUGAGAGUAUGAUCACGGUUUCAUAGAGAGAAAUAUUGUCAGACCUAAUCUCUGGGCUGCGCCUGCCUUACUCCUGCCGGGUGACGUGCCGGGUGACAUUUCAGUCAAAGCGUGUGCAACUGCUCGAGUACCUAGAAUGUCUACCCCGUGAAAAUGGGUGAGUGGGUUCGAUCAAUAUAGAUAAUGUAUCUCCUACCCUCGGACAGGGUUGAAUAGCAAAUUUGGCAUGUGCGUGCAAGCCCUUCUUCCGAACAAGAUGGCUCGGCGGUUUCCCUUACCAGUGCCGGGUGACUUUUCAAUCAAAGCGCAUGCAACUGCUCGAGUACCUAGAAUGCCUACCACGUGA